ACUGCAGAGCUCCCCUCCUCACACACUCUCCUCCUCCGGGGCUGCCAGGGUGAGGAGCCGGGAUGAAGGUCGUACGCAUGGACGCAGACCCCUCCGAAGUUUACCGGCCGGAGGCAGGGGCUGAGGAUGGCAAGCUGCAAACAGACUACAGGAAUUACACGGCCGGGCCGCUGCUAGAUCGCGUGUAUAACACCUACCUGCUGAUGCACACGCACCAGACUGUGGACUUUGUCCGGAAGAAGGGCGCAGAGUACGGGGCCUGUGCCCAGCGCCGAAUGAGCAUCAUGGAGGCCUUGGAUUUACUGGACAACGUGGUGGAUGAAUCGGACCCGGACGUGGACUUUCCCAACUCCUACCACGCGUACCAGACUGCAGAGGGCAUCCGCCGGGCCCACCCGGACAAAGACUGGUUCCAGCUGGUCGGGCUGCUGCAUGACAUGGGCAAAGUCCUGGCCCUGGCCGGGGAGCCUCAGUGGGCUGUGGUGGGCGACACAUUCCCCGUGGGCUGCAGGGUCCAGGACUCUGUCAUCUUCAGCGACUCCACCUUCCACGACAACCCCGACACAAAAAACCCCCUGUACAACACGCAGUAUGGGAUCUACCAGCCUCACUGCGGCCUGGCCAACGUGCUUAUGUCCUGGGGCCAUGACGAGUACAUGUACCAAGUCAUGAAAUUCAACAACUUUGCUCUCCCCCAGGAGGCUUUCUACAUGAUCCGCUUCCACUCGUUCUACCCCUGGCACACGGGCGGGGAUUACAUGCACCUGUGCAGCAACGAGGACCUGCGCAUGCUGGCCUGGGUCAAGGAGUUCAACAAGUUCGAUCUCUACACCAAGUGCGAGGAUCUGCCUGACGUGACGCAGCUGAAGCCGUAUUACCAGUCCCUGAUUGACAAGUACUGCCCAGGCCAGCUGUGCUGGUGACCAGCCAAGCAAGCACCUGCCUGCUCCUGAGGCCCCUACCCUCAGCGGGCUGGAGGAGCUCAAUCCCCGAGCACAACAGGAGCCAGUCUCCAGGCCCCGGGGAACAGCCACCCCCAGGGCUAGCUCUGCAUUCCCCCACCAAUCAGCCUGCAAGGAGGUCCCCUAGAGCUAUUGCACCUGGGCUGGGCUGCUAGGGGAGCCAGGAUCCCGGGCCAGGGAAGACACAUGCAGGUGGAAGUGGCGAGAUGAGAUGGUUCUGCUCGCUGCCACAUUUCUCAUUCUGUUCCCCACUCCUGCUCGCUGAGGCCUGGGUACUGCAGAAUGCCACACAGGCAAAGACCAAGCUGCAGCCACCACCUCCCCUCUUGGGGCCAGCCAAGCUGUCCCACCCCUCACAAAGAGAGACCGCUCCCUCCCCAAACCUUUCCGGUUUGCCCCUUACUCUGCCCCUGUACAAGCCCCUGCUGGCAUCAGCAAGCAGCUGAAAGCCCCUGGCCCAGCUCAGAGCUUCUAGCACUCCACAGCCAGGGCUGGGUAGGGAAGAGCGUGUGUAAUCUCCUAUUCAACAGGAGCACCGCGGUGCUGGGGGGCCUUCUCAGAACUCAAUAAAUGGGUUGUUAGUGUACACGGUGCUGGAUCUGUGACAGGCAUACUGCAGAGCCCCGCAGAACUUGCCUCACAGCAAGGGGGGGGUGGGGGUACUGAGCUGAUGCUGGGCCCUAGCCUCUCCCCACACACCAUGUUGGGGCCACCUCUAUCUCAUCUCUCCUGCUCCUCCUAAGGGGGCUACUGCCACCAUUGCCUCAGCAUCUCUGCAACCAACCGCCUGCCCCUGCCCUUCCUCCUUCACUACCAACGCGCACCCUGGCCCGGCCCCCAGGGCUCCAGCACAAACUCAGAGCACCAGGCUGACCUGCUCGGAGCUGGAUAACAGACUGCAGCACAGACCCCAGUAAGGAGUGGCACCUCCUCUUGCUGAGCCUUUGCCUGCGCUUGACUCCUCUCCCCCUACCCCCCGGCUUCUGACUCUGGCCUUUACCAGCUACUCCAGCCCCAGCCCACCCGACGCUCUGGGCUCAGCCCAAGGCCCUCCUGCAGCUCGCCUCAAUACCUGCUCUCUGGGCCUGCACACGCAGCAUCUCCUCCUGCCCCAAAGCUCCUUUGUUCUCCCCCAGGGCAGUGCACGGGGCUGUCUAAGCGGGCAGUGAGAGGUCCAUGGGCCCAGGGCACAAGCUGGGCCACUUGAAGCCAGGCAGGAGGCUAGAGCCGCAGAGAAAGGCAGCUGGCACUGCCCCGGCACCCUCAGCAGCCUGCAGGAGGUGGUACAGUAGGAUGGAGGCCUGAGGUCCCGAGGCCAAAGAACAUGGAGACUCUGCGCUGAGACCAUGGGCUAGAAGAGCGGGGUGGUUUUUAUAGCACAGCUGGCUCCAGGAGCUGCCCCCCAGAGGGGGUAAGAC
Molecule: messenger RNA, 2380 nt
Organism: Trachemys scripta elegans
Lineage: Eukaryota; Metazoa; Chordata; Testudines; Emydidae
Gene: MIOX
Product: myo-inositol oxygenase
Exons: 10
Coding region: 63-923 (286 amino acids)
Biological process (GO): inositol catabolic process
Cellular component (GO): cytoplasm
Molecular function (GO): inositol oxygenase activity; iron ion binding
Source: RefSeq, a predicted model, not a curated record